Messenger RNA from Acanthopagrus latus (yellowfin seabream), 1551 nucleotides. RefSeq names its product sarcoplasmic reticulum histidine-rich calcium-binding protein-like. The coding region runs from base 1 to 726 and encodes 241 amino acids. The record is from RefSeq and is a predicted model, not a curated record. The transcript is spliced from 8 exons. NCBI's taxonomy places the organism in Eukaryota, Metazoa, Chordata, Actinopteri, Spariformes, Sparidae.
AUGAAGCUCAGGGGCAUAUGUAAGGGACAUGAAGCCACCUCAGCCAAGGGUUCAAGAGGAGUCAAAGUGAGCCAGACAUCAUUUUCAGACAGACAACUAGAGGCAAAUAAUGAUCUGCCAGGUCCGACCCCUACAGUUUCUCCUGUUAAGUGCCAGCAAGAAGCUGUAACUACACGAAGACAUGAUGAUGAUGAUGAUGAAGAGGAUGGAGAUCUGCCAGGUCUGACCCCUACAAGUUCCCCUGUUGAGCACCGACAGGAAGCUGUAACUACACAAAGACGUGAUGAUGAUGGUGAUGAGGGUGAUGAUGAGGAGGAUGGAGAUCUGCCAGGUCCGACCCCUACAAGUUCUCCUGUUAAGUGCCAACAAGAAGCUGUAACUACACAAAGACAUGAUGAUGAUGGUGAUGAGGGUGAUGAUGAGGAGGAUGGAGAUCUGCCAGGUCCGACCCCUACAAGUUCUCCUGUUAAGGGCCAACAAGAAGCUGUAACUACACAAAGACAUGAUGAUGAUGGUGAUGAGGGUGAUGAUGAUGAAGAUGGAGAUCUGCCAGGUCCGACCCCUACAAGUUCUCCUGUUGAGCACCGACAGGAAGCUGUAACUACACAAAGACAUGAUGAUGAUGAUGAUGAUGAGAGUGAUGAUGAUGAGGAUGCUUCAAAAGUGCACAGAAAGAGACCCUGUUCUGCUGAGGAGAGAACUGCUGUCAAGCGGCAUAGUUUGUAGCUCUCAGGAAAGUACCAGCAAAAGAUGACUGCCUGAUCUGUAUCGGUAAAGAGUCUCCUACACUUAACACCAGAAUAUGUGUAGACAUUAAAUACUUUGUCUAUAAUGAGAUAGUUAAAAUGAAGUAAAAGGUGGUAUCAUAAACUAAUCUAAUGUUAAGGGAUAUGCUGCAGAUCUGUUCACUAAGAACCACAUUGCCAAUGUUGAAAUGUUGUACCGAGUUGGCAGUUUUUUGUUUCUAUUGUUUCUAUGAGAACAACUGACAAACAUGAUUUCUGAAAGUUUUUCUUUGCAAUGUUUUGCAAUAAAAUGCACAAUUAUGUGGGGCCUUGCUGAUUUGUCAGCUUUUCUUUUCAUGAAUGUUCAGCAAUCAAAAAUACACCCAAUUUAAAAAUGUUCUUAUUGACAGUAAAUUUAUAACAAAUGAAACUGCCUAUUGAGGAUUACAUGUUUUAAAAUUAAACAUUUCAUAAUUUCAUAAGGUAAGAACAGAGUAUUAUACCAUGGAAUUAUGCCAAACCUGUCUUCAGUAGGCCUAGAAUAAGCAUAUCAGUUAAUAAUCCCAGUGAAAUACUCUAAAACAAUAAUCUCACAAACUAAGUUUCUGGUCCCCACUUAGUUGGUUAAAAUCUUUUAUCUGAAACUUUGUGUUUCACAAAAUCUAAGGUGGUGUAUAGGUUAAGGGUGCCCUCUACUGUCAAGAAAUGCUAUUUUUAUGUUGGUCUGUAGAGUGGAAGUGCCGGUCCUCGCUUUGUGAGUCUUUUUCAUCGGACCUCACUAUGCAGCAAGUACAAGAAUGUGUGUGUGUGUGUGUGUGUGUGUGUG